Molecule: messenger RNA, 7097 nt
Organism: Erpetoichthys calabaricus (reedfish)
Lineage: Eukaryota; Metazoa; Chordata; Cladistia; Polypteriformes; Polypteridae
Product: gastrula zinc finger protein XlCGF17.1-like
Exons: 3
Coding region: 164-1300 (378 amino acids)
Biological process (GO): regulation of transcription by RNA polymerase II
Cellular component (GO): PcG protein complex; transcription regulator complex
Molecular function (GO): DNA-binding transcription factor activity, RNA polymerase II-specific; RNA polymerase II cis-regulatory region sequence-specific DNA binding
Source: RefSeq, a predicted model, not a curated record
ACGUCAUCCAGUGCGACGAAAACGGAUGUCCGCGUACUUCUCGUGUCUCUUAUGAACAGUAAACAAGCAUUAAGCUGUAAACUUUGAGUCAGUGGGCUUUAUUAUAUCACCUAGAGACACAAGCAGUGGGUAAGAAGCAGCUGCCAUUUACUGCAACAUCAAGAUGGACGUGAAAGAGGAAACGUGUGACGUAAACAUCAUGGAGAUAAUGACUGUGACUAUUAAGGAGGAGGACGACUGCGAAUGGGAGUUUGUCCAUUCUAAAGAGGAGAGUCUGAGCGUGAGAGAUGAAGAUUAUGAACUGGUGACUGUGGGCAUUAAAGAGGAUGCCAAGGGGAUGUCUGUCAUCACUGAGACGGUGUCUGCUGUUAGAACUCUGGACGAUCAGCCAUCAUCUUCAAAGCAGUCUGGAGCAACAUUCGUAUCUGGAUCAGAGAUUCUGAAGCCGACCACUUUACACAGGCAUUCUUGGCCUUUUGCGGAACUAACCAGAAUAGAUAAAAGGAGCACUCAACAAAAGAUGAACAAUACAAAUUCACCUGCUUUGUCUGUUUUAGAAGAGAGGAAGAGAAAAUGUAAACUUGAUGAUAAGCAGGGCUGUCCUCCAAGAAAGAAGACACAUUGCUGUAAUGAAUGUGGCAAGUGUUUCAGCUGCAGUAGCCUGCUAGAGAAUCACAAAAGAGUUCACACUGGAGAGAAGCCAUAUUGCUGUACUGAAUGUGACAAACGAUUCUCACAAAUGAGCCAUCUUCGGACUCACAAAAGAAUUCAUACAGGAGAGAAGCCAUAUUGUUGUUCAGAAUGUGGCAAACGAUUCUUACAAAUGAGCUAUCUUCGUAGCCAUGCAAGAAUUCACACUGGAGAGAAACCCUAUUCCUGUAAUGAAUGUGGCAAACAGUACGUUUACAGUUGCAGUCUUAAAACGCACUUAAGAACUCACAGUGGAGAGAAGCCAUAUUCCUGUACUGAAUGUGGCAAGCAAUUCUCAAUAUUAGGCAAUCUUCAGGCCCACCAAACAAUGCACACUGGAGAGAGGCCAUUUUGUUGUUCAGAAUGCGGAAAAGAUUUCUCCAAGAAAGUUAAUCUUAAGAAACACAAAAGAAUUCACAGUGGAGAAAGGCCAUAUUGCUGUUCUGAAUGCGGUAAACGAUUCUACAGCAGUAGCGUCCUUAGGAGACACAUACGAAUUCACAGUGGAGAGAGGCCAUACUGUUGUCCAGAAUGUGGAAAAGGAUUCACCAGAAAUAGUCAUCUUCAGCUGCACACUAGAAUUCAUAAUAGAGAGAAACAACAACAAUAAUGGUAAAACUAGCAGGUGUCAAUUCUGCCAGAUAGACAUGGAAACAGUUGCUUAUCUGUUUACACUAACAUAAACACAACAACAUUUCCAGAUUUUGUCACUGGACAAUAUGCAAAAAAAUACAACUUUCCAGUACCACAGAGCAUUGGGACCACAGUCUAGACCGAAUAAGAGAAAAUGAAGAGGUGUUGGGACAUACUACUACCAGCUGACAAUAAAACAAAAGGCAGGAAACCAGUCAGUCAUCAAAGAAAAGUGCUCUGAUAAACCGUGGAUCAUUGCAGUUUCAGGCCAUAGUAAUUCCUCCUUCCUCAGAAUGGAAAGAGAAAAAAUAACCAAGUGUCGAGAAAUGCAAUCUGAGAAGUACCAGAUGUAAGAUUAAACAAAUAAUAUUCUGCCAGUGGUGUUGGGAUCAACAGGUAUUUAAAAAAAUAAUAUACAGUAAUCCCUCCUCCAUUGCAGGGGUUGCAUUCCAGAACCCCCCGCGAAAGGUGAAAAUCCGCGAAGUAGAAACCAUAUGUUCAUAUGGUUAUUUUUAUAUAUUUUAAGCCCUUAUAAACUCUCCCACACUAUUAUAAACAUUUCCCGCACAAUUAUACAGCAUAAACCCUUUGUAUUCUCUUAGAUAUUAGGUAAGAUUCGUUGAAAUUAUGUAUGUAAACACAGUUUAUAUACAGUAAAACCUAAACAUUAUUUUAAAGAUAUCGAGCAUCUCCGAUAUCACAUAUGUUACAGCCAUUACGACAGACAGGUCACCAACAAUAAAUACGUACAAUGCAAGAAAAAUUGUAUACAGUAAAAUGUGUGUACAGUGACACUAAACUAUGUACAUGUAGUAAGUACUGUACGUAGAUAAUUAAUUAUGGUUACUCACCAACAAUGACACGACGACUUGUCCGAUAACGAUGAGUUUAAUUUUACUGCACAACAAAGGAUAGCGGUACAGCUCUUCUAAAGGAGCCUCUUCAGGCGACUGUGUAGCAUCGCCGUUGUUCUUCUUCCAGCACUCUUCAAUCCAAAUCCCUAAAGCAGAUUCCAUCCAGACUACUGCCUUAUCACAUCCACUUGCAACUCGUUUUGCGGCCUGGUUAAAGGACACUGCGGCUGUAGAUCUUAUAUGCUUUUCCUCCUUUUAAAAUAAAAAGAAUUGUGGACUCAUUGAUGCCGUAAUGGUGUCCUGCAGCGGUGUAGCUGUUCCCUUCCUUCAACAUAUCCAAAACUUUUACCUUUUCUGCAAUCAUUUGCAUCUUCUGUUGGCGCUUGGACAUGGCCCCUGAAGCAGUAGCAGGAGCACGUUAAUGCUGAAUGAGUGAGAUGAGACAUCCUGUUUAAUGCAGCACUCCAUCGCUGAGCCAAUCAACACACAGGAACUUUAACUGUGUGCUCUGAUUAGGUAGCUUCUCAGUCAUCCGCCAAUAGCGUCCCUUGUAUGAAAUCAGCUGGGCUGACCAACUAAGGAAGCAUGUACCAGAAGUAAAAAGACCCAUUGUCCGCAGAAACCCACGAAGCAGCGAAAAAUCCGUGUUAUAUAUUUAGAUAUGCUUACAUAUAAAAUCCACGAUAGAGUGAAGCCGCGAAAGUCGAAGCGCGAUAUAGCGAGGGAUUACUGUAUACAGAGAGACUCGCUCGAAAGAGGCCCUGAAUAUUCUGUUGUAACUCCAAUUAGGAUGAAGCAAUCUGAACCAAAAAAAUAUGCUCUAUACCUUGACGUAUGUGUAAUCAAUUGCAUUACAUGUGAUGCUGGAAGUGUUUUACGUUUUCUACCAGACACAUUUCAACUCGGUGCUCCAUGUUCCUGAAUGUAUCGGCAAGCGUCUCGGUGGGGGGGUGGGGUUCGAUAGCAGCAGUUUCACAUUGGAUGUUUUCCUUCAAAUCUUCCACAGUGCAAGGCUUAUUCUAAUAGACUUAUGAGCAUACCCCAAAGGAAGAAGUCUGGUGGUGUCAGAUCCGACGACUGUGGUGGCCAAAGCCCCUUUGAAAUUACCCCGUUGCCAAAGAAGGACUCAGUUUCUGCCAUGCUUCUUGCCAAUGUGUGACAUGUUGGUCCAUGUUGGUUAUCCUUCCGUUAACUCACCAUCAUCCAGCUGAUUCUGACAUUGGUUAAGCAAAUUGGUGAACAAAUAGGUUCGCUCCAUGAAGACACACUGCUCAAUACUGUACACCACCAUCCUGAUGAGAGGUCGAGUGACUGAGUGAAGGGGUACGGGCGGUAUGCACCCAGAAGUUGCAAACGAAGGUUAAACGUCGCAACGACUGUUCGGCGCCUACCUCAUCACUCUGAUGCAGGGGCAUCCCAGAUUGUUUGAUGCUCUAUAUGCUGAAGAGCACAUUGCACAUCGUUUCGUUCAGAUUGCUUCGUCCUAGCGAGAGUAAUUACAGAAUAUUCAGGGCCUCUUUCGAGUGAAUCUCCCUGUGUAAAAAUCAGCCUCAUCAGGAUUCACUCCCAAUGACCACCUCUGCAUACACAUUACUGGAGGAGGCACAAUGCAAGUACUACACCGAGCCCUGGCUGUAAAUCUAAAAGUAUGACAACAGUAGCAGUGCAAAGACCUCUUCAUAACUCAAGAUUGAGGUUCACUCCUGUCCUGAAAGUAACCAAGCCAACCCAUUGUUGAGAAAUGAACCCAGAGAGUCGUCAUGAUAACAGGACUAACAGAAAGUAACUCCUAUGUGCAUCUCGACCAAUUACUAUAAAACCAUAUAAACUGUUAAAAGAAGGAAAAUUGGGAGCAAUGUUGGUGCUACACCGAGCCUUCAUAUCAAAAGGAGGGGAAUAAGAGCUACAGCGGUACAGAGAAACACUGUUUCUCAAAGGUGAGGCUCACUCCCGUCCUGCUAGUAAACACACCAAGAAGUUUUGGAGAAUUGGUGCCUGUGGUGAGCAAUGUGGCGAAAGAUUUCCUUGUGGUGGCGAUCUUCAGAAACAAAACCAAAAUAUGCAAUCUAAGGUGUGCCAGAUAUGGAACAAAACAACUUGAAAUGUUCCAUCUGUUUUUUCAUCCACAUCAUUUUUCAAAAUGAACUUACUCGUCCAUUUUAAAGUCCUUUUAAAUUUCACAAACCAGCUACAAGAAGAGACAUUACUAGGACCACUACAGGUGUUAUGCCAAGCAAUCCCAUCAAAUUUUGGAUAAUAAUAAAAAGCUCAGUACAGUGUCAUCAGUAAUGAGCGAUGCUUAUUUCUGCCAUGAAUGUCAAAGGAGAAAUUCAACUGACAGGGCAGCCAUGUCAGUUCAAUAGUAGCAAAUACUGCUGUACUUCCUGACGAGACUUUGAUUUAACAUGAGUGCUCCAAACCCACCUCAUAGGACAUCUGAAUCACCUGUUACAGCAGAUUCUGUCAAUGGAUAUUAUUAUCCACUAAGGAAAGAAAUUGGAUUUGAUGAAAAUGUGUGGUCAGAACUGUAGAGAAAAAAGGAAAUCAAUAAAUAUGUUAAAUAAGUGUUUGGGAGGAAAAAUUAGUCACAAAAUGGAGGCCAUAUUCGGGAUACAAAACAAUGAAAUGACUAAAUGUGCUUGAAUUAGUGUACAAAGACAGAGUUUCUUAGAACGGACAUCUCAGGAUCAGAAGGUGGUGGUCUUGGGCUUUCGUAGAAACAGACUGUAAGCUCAGGUCAACUCUCUGUGAACUGCAGACUUUCCAUUUGAAUUCUUGAGAUGCCACACCAAGUACUCCAGUGUGAAGAAAUAAGUCCAAAUAAACCUCCAUCCUAAAGUUUGGACAAAAUCUCUGCAGUGAUGAGCUAAAUGGCAACUUGAAUUCAUUAAAUUUAAAUGUAGGAAAAGAACUAGAUACCAAAGUUUGAAAGCAAAUGGCUGAACUCCUGCUCAAGCUUGCUAACAUACAGAAAGCUGAGAAGAGGAGACCCGAGAAUAACGGAUGAACAUUUGAUCAGUGGCCUGCACACAAAUGGUGAAAUAGGUGCAGUGGUAUGCAGUGGGCCCCCUUUGCUUAAAAUGUCGGUUACUGUAAAUAGUCAAGUGAGCAGAAGAUGAACAAAAGGCAUCAAGUUAAAGAUGACACAUUGCUUUAAUAUUUUAUGCAAGAUAACAUUUUUAAUUUCAUCAUUGACAGGUACAAAAUACCAAAAAAAAUGAAAAGGACCUGAAGCCAAAGUUUGGGCACCCAACAUGGUCAGUACUUAGUAAGACCCCCUUUGGCAAGAAUCACAACUUUCUGUAACCAGCUAAGAACCUUUCAGUUCGUACUUGGGUUAUUUUCGCCCUUCGUCCUUGCAAAAGGAUUCUAAUUCUGCCAGAUCCUUGGGCCAUCUUGCAUGCACUGCUCUUUUGAGAUCUCUCCACAGAUUUCCAAUCGCGUGUACAUCAGGGUAGUGUGAGGGCCACGGAAAAACAAUCAGCUUACACCUCUUGAGGUGUUUCAGAUCAUUAUCUUGUGGUAGGACUCAUCCUUUCUUUAACUUCAACUUUUUACAGAUGUUGUGAUGUUUGCUUCCAAAAUUUUCUGGUAUUUAUUUGAAUCCAUUCUUCCCUCUACCAAUGACAUGUUUCCUGUGCCACUGGCAGCAACUCAAGCCUAAAUCCUGAUCGAUCCACCGCCAUGCUUAAUAGUUGAAGACAUUUUCUUUUCCUGGAAUUCAGCCCUCUUUUUUCUUGAAACAUACCUUUGCUCGCUGUGGCCAUUUUGACAUCAGUCCACAACACGUUUCUAGAAUGCAUCAAGCUUGUUUAGAUGUUCUUUUUGCAAACUUCAGGCGCUGAAUUUUAUGGCAAGUAUGGAGGAAAGGUUUUCUUCUGUUGACUCUACCGUGAAGGUCAUAUUUAUUCAGGUGUCUCUGCACAGUAGGACAGUGCACCAGCACUCCAGAGUCUGCUAAAUCUUCUUGAAGGUCUUUAGCAGUCAAAUGGGGGGAUUUUAUUUGCCUUUUCUAGUAAUCCAAAGAGCAGUUCUUUCAGAACGUUUUCUUGGUCUUCAGAUCUCAACUUCACCUCCACCGUUCCUGUUAACUUCCAUUUCUUAAUAACAUGAACCGAGGAAAUCUCCUUGUCACCUUCUCCUGCUUUGUGAGAAUCAAUUCUUUUAUUUCUCAGAGUGCUAGGCAGCUGCUUAGAUGAGCCCAUGACUGCUGAUGGUUUGAGGAGUAUGAGAAUUUAUACAGCUUUGACGUUUGCAUCACUUGGGUUUCCUAAUGAUGACACUGAACAAGCCAUAGUCCUAACGAGCUAAUGAAGGUCUGAGACCACCUUGGGAAAAGUUACCCGAGUCCUCAAAUAUCUUGUGAUGCUCAAACUUUUUCAUGGUGCUCCUUUCCUUUUUUCACUGUGCAAUCGUACAAAAUAAAAUCAAUACACUAAUCUUGCUUAAAAUGCUGAAAAGUGUCAUCUUUAACUUUAUGCCUUUUGGUGAUCAGUUCAUCUUCUGCUCACUUGACUCUUCAUGGUAACAGAUAUUUUAAGCAAGGGGGCCCAUACUUUUGCAUGACACUGUUUGUACUGAUUUUACGGGUUAGACGUAUGAACUGUAACACAUUAAGAUUCAAGAUGGCUGAGGGUUUAUAUACAGAAUGAUGUCACAAAGACUCACAAACUCUCUUCUGCAUCGGAGAAUGUGUUUGUGCCGAACAGACAUUGGAACCACAAGGCGUAAAGAAUAAUGGAGAUUGAAGAGGCGCUGAUGACUUGGGCCAUAGCGACUGGAAAGGAACACAACAUAUGAGAGGUGAUACCUGAAGUACUCUUUAGUUAGUUAGUGGUGUUUGUUAUUCCUUUAGUUAGAUUUUGAUUUGUUUUUGAUGAGAGUUUUGAAGUACCAAUAAAGAAGACCUUUGUCUCCUUA